GAAAUGUAUGGCAAUAGAAAGCAGAGUGUAUGAUCUAGGUAUGAUUUGUGGUGAGAUUGGCAGUACUGUUUUUAAGUCAAUUAACGGGUGCAACAACUUGAUUUGAAUACAAAAUUGGAACAUUACAAAAUGCUGUCUAGUAAAGUAUAUGUAUUGUUUAAAAAAUAUAUCAGUGAACAUGAUACAAUAUAUAGUUUAUAGUAGUGUACUUUUAAAAUUUCUGUUAUUACUUUAUAAUUCUACAUAUCAUUCUGUCCAGGAUGGAAAAUGAUAUUAAUAAAAAUGAACGAUUGAAACUACAUGUUGAAAGCCGGAACAACGUUAUUUCUGAAUUACAAUGUGCAUAUGCGAAAUAUUCGUACCGUAACUCAUGCGAAUUAGGAAAUUUUACAAGUAGUUUAUCAGAAACAGAUGGAAAAUUGUAUUCUUCUAUCGUCGAGGAUCUUUUGAUAGAAAUGAAUGGAAGAGAAUUACAAAAAUUUAGUGAUAGUAAUAAUACAGGCUGUUGUCGGUGUAAACAUUUGUUGAAUAUUCCUCGAGAUCUUAUUCAAACUUCUGAGAAGAUAUCGGAUUAUACGGAAGAAUGUGUGGAUGACUUAAAUUUUGUGCAAAGUAUGGUCUGGUUAAAGUCAGCCACAAUGUUUAUGAAAACUAUUUCCGUCGAACAAUUUCAUUCGGUAUUUUAUAAACAGUGGAAGAACACAGGAAAAGAUUUUAAUCUUUAUAGUCGAAACUUAAUGUCUGAUAUUGAAGAGGACGAUCAUAAAAAUUUGAGUAAUUCAUUAAAUGAUGAUCAACAGAAUGAUACGAAUUUCGACGUUGAUUCAGAGUAUAUUAGUAAUACUGAUCCAUCACGCGAUGUACACAAUGAAAAACAUAAGGCAUUGCAACCUUAUCACCAACAAAUAAAUCAAGAAACUGGAAUUUUCACCGAAAAAGGAGCCAGUCCCCUUUUUACUUCUUCUCAAAGUCUUGAUAGAUUCUUCAAUGUACAACCUUGCAUGCAUCCAGAUAUUACUAUGAAAAAUUAUAUCAUUCAAGAUUCAGACGAAGAGUGCUCUUCUGUUUCUGACAUAAUUAAAGAUUCUCUGGAAAGUCAAAAUACUAAUAACAUAGUACGAAACGAGAAAGAUAAAAAAUUAUUCGAAGAAAGCGAUUUUAUCAAGGAAAAAUCGGCAGAAGAAUUAUUUUCCGAGGACAGCGAUGUUUUAAUGAGAACUUUAUUCGGAACGAGAGAUAAUCUAACUGUUGCUUCAGACGAUAAGGAUUUUUCAGACAUUAUUUUAUCUAACAAAAAUUAUUCAUCAUAUAAACAGAAUUGUAGUCAGUUAAGAGAACAAUUAAUUUCAAAAUCGAAUAAGCAGAUAAUGAAACCAUUGACACAAACUUGUGAUUCGAAUUUUUUCAAUGAAAGUCCUAUAAUUUCACCGAAUCGGAUUAAUAACGCAUGCUCGCUUCAAGAAGACAGCGCUUACGAUACUUAUCAAUUAAGUGCAGAAUGGUUACCAACGAUGAAUUGCAUUUAUAAUGAAGAUAUUAGUAUCUCGCCUAGUCAAAAAAUUGCUAAUAUUACUCCUUAUGAAAAAAAAGAUAUCGUGAAUUACACGCAUGAUCUGGAGUCUCUUACCAUAGAUAUGACAGAGAAAAAUUGGACUUCCAAACAAAAUUUAUCUGGUUCACAACAAGAAAACGAUAAAAACAUAAACAAUGACGGUGAAGAAUUGUGUGUGCAGAAUAGACAAAAAUAUAAAAUUUUGAUCGAAGAUGCAGAAUACGAAAGAAGUAGCAGUAAGAGAAAGAAACUAAAAUCUGUCCAUGAAACGACUAUAUCUAAGGCUAACAAAAAAGAAGAGAAGAAAAUUUCUUCGAAAUGGUUGAAAUUUACGCUUGAUACUCUAAAUGUGGACGACAUUGCUUUUGAGUCGAUAAAGGCGAUUCUUAUGGUUCUCCAAAAUGAGAGAAUAACGAAACAAUAUAUGAGAAAAAGAUGUUGGAAAGAUACUUUAGAAGAACAGGCUGUAAACGCGAUAUUGGAUUACUGUGACGUUUCUGAAGCUGAAAAUAAAACUAAUGAGUAUACGCAAGAAAUUGUGCAGGUAGUGACUGAUAUCCUGGAUAAAAGUAUAGGAACUAGUGAGUUUAACAAGGUUACAAUACUGACUCAUCAGAUUUCCAUUAUUUUACAACUAUGCAGUUCUAUGAAAGUUUGUGUCGAGAUAAUAAAUUACUUAACUGCAAAAUUAAAAUGUUACGGAAAUAUUUUAAUCUCUCUGAUAAAUAACAAAAAAGCCGAUGUACAUAGUGUAAUAAAUCAAUUACAUAUUAUCUUUUAUACUUUAAAUUUUUGCUUACAAAAAUAUCGAGCAGUUUUCUGUAAUAAAGAAAAUAAUCAACUUGAAAAAGAAGAAGUAAUACCACCUGUCGUCGAUUUAUGGAAAAAACAAUUAAAUUUCGAAGUAAUUGCUACGGAAAAUUUUGUUCAAUUUGCAAAAAAGGCGCAAAAAUUAGUCAAUUUAUUGACAUAUGAAUAAAUGAUUUCGUUUUAAGUGCACCAUUUUAAACGCAAUUUUAGUAUAUUGAGAUAUAUACCAG
Molecule: messenger RNA, 2592 nt
Organism: Bombus pyrosoma
Lineage: Eukaryota; Metazoa; Arthropoda; Insecta; Hymenoptera; Apidae
Exons: 5
Coding region: 261-2531 (756 amino acids)
Source: RefSeq, a predicted model, not a curated record